AUGAAUAGCAUAGACUGCGAGCGUUUGGACAGCUUGGACGGCUGGGUCGCCAUCAAAACUAACAUAUUCGAAGAAAGCGAGACGUUCAAGCUCGGUUUUAUCGUGCAGUGGAAUGUUAUCGAGUCCAAGUUCGCUGUCACCUGUCACAACAGAACUCUCCAACGACAGAAGCGCAAAGACCAGCUUGCUGUCUGCGAAACCGAAACCAGCUGGGCCGGACUCUUCUCUGUUAACGAUUUAGAAAAUGUCCACCGUCAGUUUACAGGGGUCGGGGAUGUCGUCGCACCCUAUUUCCCCGACCUGUCAGAUUUCAAGGAGGGUAACAUUUGGGACAUGAUCUUUCUCAGCAGCAAUCGGAAGUCCAACCAAGAUGACCAAGAGAGAGAUCUGGAUACACCUUGCCGUCAGCUGGAGAAGUACUUCAGCACUGCGAUAGAUAUCUGUGGCAGGAAGAUAGUGCUGGACUCGCUUUUCCCGCAGGACGAGCGAGAUGUGGAGGAGUACUUUGAGAACAUGCAGGAGUUUAAGAGGAAAACCAUGCAGGAUGAAGUCACCAGGGCUAAGGAUCACCUUAGAAAGGUUUGUGCUCUAUACAAGCUGUGGUCUGUCACUGUUCUUCUAUCCUGGUCCGGCCACAUGGUUUGCAUAACUUUUGUUCCAGCCCAACACUAACCAAUCACUAGGCCUACGCCCUUGAUCAUUUGAAUCAGGAGUAGGCUACAUUGCUGGGCUGGAACAAAAGCCUGCGGUCUCAGGGGGUCCCCCACGAUCAGGAUUGAGGCAUACCGUCUCCUUACCGAUGCCAGCACUAUCCAGUAAUCAAGUCCCUGUGAGUAAACCCGAAACAUUUCUGUCCAACAUUAGGCAUUUAAAUCCCCUCAUGACGUUGGGAUAGACAGCGUCAUCCACCUGGUUCACAUAGGGGUUUUAAUAAAGAUGCAGUGUCAUUGUCAUCACUAUUGUUGCGCAAUAUGACAACACGUGAGAAGGAAAACAUUACCAAGCCUGCUCCUAGCCGGCUGAUAAUCCAGUCCUGCUUCAUUCCAGUGACUCAUGUUGUUAUCACCCUGCAAGGUGUUCUCCCCUAAGGUCUUGGCUAGAAACAGGGAGAUUAGCCUGUCAUUCAUUCUCUGUUUCUAUGUUGACAGUAGUUUUAGGAUGUUGAUAGCCUAUUUAUUUAGCUAUGCAGGUCUAGCGCCUUUACGUAAACCCAAUGAAACUAUGCAUUAGAGCCCUACCGAUAUGGUUUUUGGGUCCGAUACCGUAGCCUACUGUUUUACAGUAGGGCAAUUAAAAAGUGGCAUUUUUCCACACUGAAUUCUCAUAAAUUGCCAUCCAAUUCGACUUUUGCUUUCAAAAGUAUCUCAGUAGAACAUGUAAGAAUGAACAAUAGCCAUUGAAUUCUACAGUGCUGAUAUACUGUGCAUUAUAGGGAAAUAAUGCACGUUCUAGAAUGCUCUUCAAGCCAAACAGAAACAAGUAUUCAACAAUGCCAUGGUAUAAACUGUGUUAAUGCAGAUAGGCUUUAUAAAGACGUUUAAACGGCAGAUACAUGACUUUCUCUCUCCCUAUUGUCUGUCUGUACCACUAGCACAAGGACAACCCUAUGCAUGGAUAUACAGUGCCUUGCAAAUGUAUUAAUCCCCCUUGGCGUUUUUCCUAUUUUGUUGCAUUACAACCUGUAAUUUAAAUGGAUUUUUAUUUGGAUUUCAUGUAAUGGACAUACACAAAAUAGUCCAAAUUGGUGAAGUGAAAUUUAAAAAAGAACAAAUAAAUAACUGAAAAUUGGUGCGGGCAUAUGUAUUCACCCCCUUUGCUAUGAAGCCCCUAAAUAAGAUCUGGUGCAACCAAUUACCUUCAGAAGUCACAUAAUUAGUUAAAUAAAGUCCACCUGUGUGCAAUCUAAGUGUCACAUGAUCUGCCACAUGAUCUCAGUAUAUAUACACCUGUUCUGAAAGGCUCCAGAGUCUGCAACACCACUAAGCAAGGGGCACCACCAAGCAAGCGGCACCAUGAAGACCAAGGAGCUCUCCAAACAGGUCAGGGACAAAGUUGUGGAGAAGUACAGAUCAGGUUUGGGUUAUAAAAAAAUAUCAGAAACUUUGAACAUCCCACAGAGCACCAUUCAAUCCAUUAUAAAAAAAUUAAUAUUUAAUAAUAUGGCACCACAACAAACCUGCCAAGAGAGGGCCGCCCACCAAAACUCACGGACCAGGCAAGGAGGGCAUUUAAUCAGAGAGGCAACAAAGAAACCAAAGAUAACCCUGAAGGAGCUGCAAAGCUCCACAGCGGAGAUUGGAGUAUCUGUCCAUAGGACCACUUUAAGCCAUACACUCCACAGAGCUGGGCUUUACGGAAGAGAGGCCAGAAAAAAGCCAUUGCUUAAAGAAAAAAAUAAGCAAACACGUUUGGUGUUGAGACGGAUGAGUCAGAUGAGACUAAAAUUUAGCUUUUUGGCCAUCAAGGAAAACGCUAUGUCUGGCGCAAACCAACACCUCUCAUUACCCCGAGAACACCAUCCCCACAGUGAAGCAUGGUGGUGGCAGCAUCAUGCUGUGGGGAUGUUUUUCAUCUGCAGGGACUGGGAAACUGGUCAGAAUUGAAGGAAUGAUGGAUGGCGCUAAAUACAGGGAAAUUCUUGAGGGGAAACCUGUUUCAGUCUUCCAGAGAUUUGAGACUGGGACGGAGGUUCACCUUCCAGCAGAACAAUGACUCUAAGCAUACUGCUAAAGCAACACUCAAGUGGUUUUAGGGGAAAUAUUUAAAUGUCUUGGAAUGGCCUAGUCAAAAGGCCAGACCUCAAUCCAAUUGAGAAUCUGUGAUAUGACUUAAAGAUUGCUGUACACCAGCGGAACCCAUCCAACUUGAAAGAGCUGGAGCAGUUUUGCCUUGAAGAAUGUGCAAAAAUCCCAGUGGCUAGAUGUGCCAAGCUUAUAGAGACAUACCCCAAGAGACUUGCAGCUGUAAUUGCUGCAAAAGGUGGCUCUACAAAAUAUUGACUUUGGGGGGGUGAAUAGUUAUGCACGCUCAAGUUUUCUGUUUUUCUGUCUUAUUUCUUGUUUGUUUCACAAGAAAAAAUAUUUUGCAUCUUCAAAGUGGUAGGCAUGUUGUGUAAAUCAAAUGAUACAGACACCCAAAAAAUCCAUUUUAAUUCCAGGUUGUAAGGCAACAAAAUAGGAAAAAUGCCAAGGGGGGUGAAUACUUUCGCAAGCCACUGUAGACCUAUACUGUGUUUAUAUACACAACAAAAUAAUAACACAUAUAAAAGAUGUUUCAAAGGCAGAUAAAUGAAUUCUUCUCUCCUUAUUCCCUGUACCAUGCUGCUCUAAUCCUGGGGGUGUGAGGUGAGCACUGAGGCUGGAUUAGCUUGGAGAGAGAGUGUAGAUGUUGAAGAGGGGGAGAGAGAGAGAGAGAGAGAGAGAGAGAAUUAUCUGAGAGACAAAGCAAGAAGGGCUUUCUAUGCCAUCAAAAGGAACAUAAAAUUUGAUCUGUCUAAAAAUACUUGAAUCAUUUCUAGAACCCAUUGCCCUUUAUGGUUGUGAGGUCUGGGAUCCGCUCACCAACCAAGAAUUCACAAAAUGGGACAACCACCAAAUUGAGACUCUGCACGCAGAAUUCUGCAAGAACAUCCUUUGUGUACAACGAAAAACACCAAAUAAUGCAUGCAGAGCAGAAUUAGGCUGAUUAUCAAAAUCCAGAAAAGAGCCGUUAAAUUCUACAAACACCUAAAAGGAAGCGAUUCCAAACCUUCCAUAACAAAGCCAUCACCUACAGAGAGAUGAACCUGGAGAAGAGUCCCCUAAGCAAGCUGAUCCUGGGGCUCUGUUCACAAACACAAACAGACCCCACAGAGCCCCAGGACAGCAACACAAUUAGACCCAACCAAAUCAUUAGAAAACAAAAAGAGAAUUACUUGACACAUUGUAAAUAAAAAACAUUUAAACAGCGCAAACUAGGAUGCUCCUUGGCCCUAAACAGAGAGUACACAGUGGCAGAAUAUCUGACCACUGUGACUGACCCAAACUUAAGGAAAGCUGAGCUGCACUUCCUAACCUCCUGCCAAAUGUAUGACCAUAUUAGAGACACAUAUUUCUCUCAGAUUACACAGACCCACAAAGAAUUAGAAAACAAAUCCAAUUUUGAUCAACUCCCUUAUCUACUGGGUGAAAUACCAGUGUGCCAUCACAGCAGCAAGAUGUGUGACCUGUUGCCACAAAAGGGCAACCAGUGAAGAACAAACACCAUUGUAAAUACAACCCAUAUUUGUUUAUUUAUUUUCCCUUUUGUACUUUAACUAUUUGCACAUCGUUAUAACACUGUACAUAGCCAUAAUAUGACAUUUGAAAUGUCUCUAUUCCUUUCAAACUUUUGUGAGUGUAAUGUUUACUGUUCAUUUGUUAUUGUUUAUUUAAGUUUAGUUUAUUAUCUAUUUGACUUGGCCAUGUAAAUAUAUGUUUGUCAUGCCAAUAAAGCCCCUUGCAUUGAAUUGAGAGAAUGAGACAGGGAGUGUUGGAGAAGAUUGGCCUCCCAAUGAGAGAGAGAGAGAGACCGAGAGACCCAGAGAGAGAGAGAGACCGAGAGACCCCGAGAGAGACCCCGAGAGACAGAGAGAGAGAGACAGAGACAGAGAGAGAGACCCAGAGAGAGAGCGAGACCGAGAGACCCCGAGAGAGAGACCCCGAGAGACCCCGAGAGAGACCGAGAGACCCCGAGAGAGACAGAGAGAGGGACAGAGAGAGAGACAGAGAGAGAGAGAGAGAGAGAGAGAGACCGAGAGAGAGUGUAAUGUUUACUGUUAAUAUUUAUUGUUUAUUUCACUUUUGUUUACUAUCUACUUCACUUGCUUUAGCAAUGUUAACACACGUUUCCCAUGCCAAUAAAGCCCUUAAAUUGAAUUGAAUUGAAUUGAAUUGAGAGACCGAGAGAGAGAGAGACAGAGAGAGAGAGAGAGAGACCGAGAGAGAGAGAGAGACCGAGAGAGAGAGAGAACGAGAGACCCCGAGAGAGAGAGACCCCGAGAGAGAGAGACCCCGAGAGAGAGAGAGAGAGAGACCCCGAGAGAGAGAGAGAGACCCCGAGAAGAGAUAGAGACCGAGAAGAGAGACCGAGAGAGAGACAUGAGAAGAGAGAGGGCCGAGAGAGAGAGAGACCGAGAAGAGAGAGAGAGAGAGAGGCCGAGAGACCCCGAGAGAGACCGAGAGACCCCGAGAGAGACAGAGAGAGAGAGACAGAGAGAGAGAGAGAGACAGAGAGAGACAGAGAGAGAGAGACCGAGAGAGAGAGUGUAAUGUUUACUGUUAAUAUUUAUUGUUUAUUUCACUUUUGUUUACUAUCUACUUCACUUGCUUUGGCAAUGUUAACACACGUUUCCCAUGCCAAAAAAGCCCUUAAAUUGAAUUGAAUUGAAUUGAGAGACCGAGAGAGAGAGAGAGACCGAGAGAGAGAGAGAGAGAAACGAGAGACCCCAAGAGAGAGAGCCCCCGAGAGAGGACGAGAAGAGACGAGAAAACAGAGAAACGAGAGAGGAAGAGACAGAGAGAGAGACAGAGAGACCGAGAAAGAGAGAGAUAGAGAGAGAGAGAGACAAGAGAGAGAGAGACAGAGAGAGAAGAGGACCAGAGAGAUGAGGAGAGAGACGAGAGAGAGACGAGAGAGACGAGAGAGAGAGAGAGAGAGACGCGAAGAGAUAGAGACCGAGAGAGAAGAGAAGAGAGAGACCGAGAAGAGAGAGACCAGAGAGAGAACGAGAUAGCCGGAGAGAGAAGACCGAGAGACGAAGAGAACCGAGAGAGACCGAGAGAGCCGAGAGACAGAGAGAGACCGAAGAGACCGAGAGAGACCGAGAGACAGAGAGACCGAAGAGACAGAGAGAGACCGAGAGACAGAGAGAGUCCGAGAGACAGAGAGAGACCGAGAGACACGAGAGAGACCGAGCACGAAGAGAGACCGAGACAGAGACAGAGGAGGAGAGAGACCAGAUAAGAAAACAGAACGCCGAUGAGAUAACCGAGAGACUGAGACAAGAAGAGACAGUAAAGUAUCCAAAAAUGACAGAGAAACCGAGAGAGAGAGAGGAGAGAGAGACAGAGAGAGAGAGAGAGAGAGAGAGAGAGAGAGAGAGAGAGACCAUGUGGAUAAUAGAGAAAAAGGGAGAGUGUAUCUCACUGUGGCAGGUCAGGAACAAAGACACAAUCAAGCUGAGACCCCUUUUAUAACAUCUGAGUUGUUUGGAUUCUAAAUCUGACUUGUUGACCAAUAGAAUUACUGUAAAGUUAACCUCCAAUCAGAUAUCAGACCUACAGGAUGUAAACAGGACCCCGUGUAGCUCAGUUGGGUUGUGGGUUCGAUUCCCACGGGGGGCCAGUAUGAAGAAAAAAAAAUGUAUGCACUCACUAACUGUAAGUCGCUCUGGAUAAGAGUGUCUGCUAAGUGACUAAAAUUGAAAUCAAAUCAAAUGUAUUGGUCACAUACACAUGGUUAGCAGAUGUUAUUGUGAGUGUAGCGAAAUGCUUGUGCUUCUAGUUCCGACAGUGCAGCAAUAUCUAGCAAGUAACAUCUAACAGUUCCACAAAUCUAAGUUAAGGAAUGGAAUAAGAAUAUAUAAAUAUAUAGAUGAGCAAUGUCAUUAUCAGAGUGGCAUAGGCUAAGAUGCAAUAGAUAGUAUAGAAUACAGUAAAUACAUAUGGAUAGAAUAGAAUACAGUAUAUACAUAUGAGAUGGGUAAUGCAAGAUAUGUAAACAUUAUUAAGGUGACUAGUGUUCCAUUUAUUAAAGUUGCCAGUGAUUUUCAAGUCUGUAUGUAGGCAGCAGCCUCUCUGUGCUAGUGAUGGCUGUUUAACAGUCUGAUGGCCUUGAGAUAGAAGCUGUUUUUCAAUUUCUCGGUCCAAGCUUUGAUGCACCUGUACUGACCUCGCCUUCUGGAUGAUAGCGGGGUGAACAGGCAGUGGCUCGGGUGAUAGUUGUCCUUGAUUAUCUUUUUGGCCUUCCUGUGACAUCGGGUGCUGUAGCUGUCCUGGAGGGUGGGUAGUUUGCCCCCGGUAAUGAGUUGUGCAUACUGCACCACCCUCUGGAGAGCCCUGCGGUUGUGGGCAGUGCAGUUGCCAUACCAGGCGGUGAUACAGCCCGACGGGAUAAAUAAUAAUAUAAUAAUAAUAUGCCAUUUAGCAGACGCUUUUAUCCAAAGCGACUUACAGUCAUGUGUGCAUACAUUUUUGUGUAUGGGUGGUCCCGGGGAUCGAACCCACUACCCUGGCGUUACAAGCGCCAAGCUCUACCAAUUGAGCUACAGAGGACCACAUGGGAUGCUCUCAAUUGUGCCGGAUGCUCUCAAUUGUGCUUCACAGAGAGGUUUGAUAGAAUUUGGAUGGUUGAUAGCAGCACAGAGAAGGCUGACUUCCUGAGAAGACAAUACAACCUUUUACAUAGUGUAAAGAGUCUCUUCAGGGGCUGUGCAGCCCUAGAUAAUUCUCCUUUGAACAUCUGAUUCUGGAUCAGACGGAACCGGACGGCCAGCACUGUAGUCACUGCAGACAAUCUUCAGACCAGCAGUUCAUGGUCCUAGCAGCACCACUUCAGGAGUGGGUAGCAUUGUCUUCUGCUUUAGACAUGCAAAUGUCCUUCGGUAACACCUUCCUGCAAGCAAGCUAGAAAGGAAUGCUCCAUUCUUCUUUGUAAGAGCAAAACACAGAGACUGGAGGUACACCAAGACAUCACAGAUUCAUUCAACAUUUCAAUGAACAUCAAAUAGUCUGUUUAUCUGAUUGGGUUGGUCAAUAGCAACUUCAGAUGUGGUUUUAUAAAGUCAAAAGAUGAUCAGAGCUCACUGCAUCAUAAAAUACAGUAUAUUUGAAAUUAAAACUCUCCAAAACUCCUCCCUUUGAGAGGAAAUUGAUUUUCCCUGAAAAUGAGAACAAAAUAACCAUAAUCUCGAAACAAUUUUUGAAAUUAAAUCAAAAACUACUUUCAAACAACUCAAAAUAUAAAUAAAAUGAUAAGAGUUGGUUUCACAAUAAAUUUGGAAAUGAAGUGUAGCAUCCCAACAUUAGGCAGUGACAUCAUAGUACACACAUCUACAUUUACAUUUUAGUCAUUUAGCAGACGCUCUUAUCCAGAGCGAUUUACAGGAGCAAUUAGGGUUAAGUGCACAUCAACAGAUUUUUCACCUAGUCGGCUCUGGGAUUAGAACCAGCGACCUUUCGGUUACUGGCACAGCGCUCUAAGCUAAGCUAUCUGCCGCCCAUAUACAGUGGGGAGAACAAGUAUUUGAUACACUGCCGAUUUUGCAGGUUUUCCUACUUACAAAGCAUGUAGAGGUCUGUAAUUUUUAUCAUAGGUACACUUCAACUGUGAGAGACGGAAUCUAAAACAAAAAUCCGAAAAUCACAUUGUAUGAUUUUUAAGUAAUUAAUUUGCAUUUUAUUGCAUGACAUAAGUAUUUGAUCACCUACCAACCAGUAAGAAUUCCGGCUCUCACAGAACUGUUAGUUUUUCUUUAAGAAGCCCUCAUGUUCUCCACUCAUUACCUGUAUUAACUGCACCUGUUUGAACUCGUUACCUGUAUAAAAGACACCUGUCCACACACUCAAUCAAACAGACUCCAACCUCUCCACAAUGGCCAAGACCAGAGAGCUGUGUAAGGACAUCAGGGAUAAAAUUGUAGACCUGCACAAGGCUGGGAUGGGCUACAGGACAAUAGGCAAGCAGCUUGGUGAGAAGGCAACAACUGUUGGUGCAAUUAUUAGAAAAUGGAAGAAGUUCAAGAUGAGGGUCAAUCAUCCUCGGUCUGGGGCUCCAUGCAAGAUCUCACCUCGUGGGGCAUCAAUGAUGAUGAGGAAGGUGAGGGAUCAGCCCAGAACUACACGGCAGGACCUGGUCAAUGACCUGAAGAGAGCUGGGACCACAGUCUCAAAGAAAACCAUUAGUAAAACACUACGCCGUCAUGGAUUAAAAUCCUGCAGCGCACGCAAGGUCUCCCUGCUCAAGCCAGCGCAUGUCCAGGACCAUCUGAAGUUUACCAAUGACCAUCUGGAUGAUCCAGAGGAGGAAUGGGAGAAGGUCAUGUGGUCUGAUGAGAUAAAAAAUAUAGCUUUUUGGUCUAGACUCCACUCGCCGUGUUUGGAGGAAGAAGAAGGAUGAGUACAACCCCAAGAACACCCUCCCAACUGUGAAGCAUGGAGGUGGAAACAUCAUUAUUUGGGUUGCUUUUCUGCAAAGGGGACAGGACGACUGCACCGUAUUGAGGGGAGGAUGGAUGGGGCCAUGUAUCGCGAGAUCCUGGCCAACAACCUCCUUCCAUCAGUAAGAGCAUUGAAGAUGGGUCGUGGCUGGGUCUUCCAGCAUGACAACGACCCGAAACACACAGCCAGGGCAACUAAGGAGUGGCUCCGUAAGAAGCAUCUCAAGGUCCUGGAGUGGCCUAGCCAGUCUCCAGACCUGAACCCAAUAGAAAAUCUUUGGAGGGAGCUGAAAGUCCGUAUUGCCCAGCGACAGCCCCGAAACCUGAAGGAUCUGGAGAAGGUCUGUAUGGAGGAGUGGGCCAAAAUCCCUGCUGCAGUGUGUGCAAACCUGGUCAAGACCUACAGGAAAUGUAUGAUCUCUGUAAUUGCAAACAAAGGUUUCUGUACCAAAUAUUAAGUUCUGCUUUUCUGAUGUAUCAAAUACUUAUGUCAUGCAAUAAAAUGCAAAUUCAUUACUUAAAAAUCAUACAAUGUGAUUUUCGGAUUUUUGUUUUAGAUUCCGUCUCUCACAGUUGAAGUGUACCUAUGAUAAAAAUUACAGACUUCUACAUGCUUUGUAAGUAGGAAAACCUGCAAAAUCGGCAGUGUAUCAAAUACUUGUUCUCUCCACUGUACAUACAGAUGGUCUUAGCCAUAUGUAGUACGCAUAGGACAACAACUAUUAUUUGAGGAACAGGAGCCAUUACAUUUUGUCUGGCAAUCUGUACACAUAAAAAAAAAAAAAAAAUCCCAUUCAAAAAUAUAGCCUACAUAGCCGUAACAAGUGGAUAUAGAAACGAUUGAGUUGUAAAGGAAGAAUUGGUUCACACAAGUCAAGUCAAAUAAUCAAUAUCCCAAGUUUUUUUGAGAGAGCUCCAAAUCAUAUGUUGAAAGCAGAACGGAGACAGUCUGCCCCUCCCUAAAUCCCAACGUUUCUGCCAUGUGUGACCGCUUUUCUGACGACUUACAAAAAACCCCUAACUGAGUAGGUCAUUUUGUAGGAGGAUAUCCUCUCUGCCUGGGUUCCAACAGCGCCAGACCGUAUCCCGUUUUUAGAGAAAUCACAACAACGCUUUGUGGGAUUAGCCUCUGUACCCGUCCUAAUAGCUGCAACGGGGGGCUAUUUCGGUAGCUUGGCCCACCCACACAUUAGAGAGUGGCGUGGAGACGCAAGCCACACCGUAGGUGGGACUGACUGUGCGUCCAUCCGAUUCAGACAUGUCGCUUUGGAGCCUGUUUGUGCUCUGUUUUAACAAAUCUCGCUGUGUGUCAUGUAGAAAUGAUCUAGUCAGAUCAUGUAGAAAUGACCUAGUCAGGUCAUGUAGAAAUGACCUAGUCAGAUGAUGCUCUUUUUCGCAUGCUUGAAGUUCUGAUUCCAACCCUUCUAUUUUGUGCUCUGGUGUCCUCAGGGACCUAACAGUGGUAUCAAGCAUGUUCAUUGUAAGUUUGCUGUGUCGCAAUUUGUUUUUCCCAAGUACAAACACAGCAAGCUCUAG
Coregonus sp. 'balchen' is the source of this 10711-nucleotide messenger RNA. The record is from the annotation of a GenBank genome assembly. NCBI's taxonomy places the organism in Eukaryota, Metazoa, Chordata, Actinopteri, Salmoniformes, Salmonidae.